GGUCCCAGAAUGCAGUUCCAGGCUCUUCUGGACACGUUGGUGCUCACGGACAAGGGGGCCCGUUUUGAAGUGCUGGAAGCAGGAAGUCAGACCAAGCUGCUGGCGUGUGUGUCGCCCUGCAAGAACCACACAGUGAGGAUUGUCAUCGACGAGCUGGAGCCCAUCAAAGCGCGCUACCGAGUGCAAGACGUGCUCACCCAGGAGCCGCAGUGUGAGAGGUUGAGAGUGGUCCGGCGAGACGGAGACUCGGCGACCAUCUCGUGGGCUCUGGGGCGGGCCGCGUGCCGCGUGUGGCGACGGCCCUUCGGCGUGGAGAUCCUGUGCGAGGGCCAGGCGGUCGUCACCUUCAACCCUCAGAGCAAGCUGUGGUUCGAGGCGCUGCGGGGACCUCCCGAUUCAAACCCCGGCCGACCUGAGGAGGACGAUCUAUGGAGAGAGACCUUCCGCACCUUCGUGGACAUCAAAGCAAACGGCCCCAGCAGCAUCGGUGCCGACCUGCGUCUCCAUGGAUUCCAGCACGUGUACGGAGUGCCGGAACACGCCGACAGUCUGCGCCUGGCGGACACCAGAGAUGACGAACCUUACCGCCUGUACAACCUGGACGUGUUUGCCUACGAGCUCAACAGUCAUCUGGGCCUGUACGGCAGCGUGCCUUUCUUGGUGGCCCACAGGCCCGAGCGGACCCUGGGGAUCUUCUGGAUGAACAGCUCCGAUACUUUUGUCCACAUCAACUACAAUGGCGGCGAGGAAAAGGUACCAUUCAGACUCCCUCCGAGACGGAACAACAAGGACGACACCGAGACUUACGCUGACGCCCACUGGCUGUCUGAAAGCGGCGUGAUUGACUGCAUGGUUCUCCUGGGACCACAACCCUGGCAGAUGUACCGCCAAUACGCUCAGCUGACCGGAUACCAGGCCCUGCCGCCUCUCUUCACCCUGGGCUACCAUCACUCCCGCUGGGACAACGACACCGAGGAGGACCUGAAGGCCGUGGACGCCGGAUUCGACCGCCACAACAUCCCGUACGACGUGAUGUGGCUGGACAUAGAGCACACCGACCAGAAGCGUUUUUUCACCUGGAACUCGGAGUUGUUCCCUGAUCCGGCCCGCUUGCAGCGCCACCUGCAGGAGAAGAACAGGAAGAUGGUGGCGAUAAUUGACCCAUCCACCAUGGUUGAUCCUGAUUGGUCCAUUUACCGCGAGGGGCGGGACGGAGGCUACUUCGUAAAGGACAGAGAAGGACAGAUUUUUAAGGGCAAUUGCUGGCCAGGCGAGUCCAGUUACCCUGAUUUCAGCAACCCCCGUACCCGGGCGUGGUACUCCUCGUGCUUCGCCCUGGAUAGAUACAAGGGCUCCACGCCGUCGCUGUACGCCUGGCUGGACAUGAACGAACCCACCGUGUUCUCUGGGCCCGAGCUGACGUUGCCGAAGAAUGCAAUGCAUUAUGGGGGCUGGGAACACCGGGACUUGCACAACCUAUACGGCUUUCACCAGCAAUUGGCAGCAAUGGAGGGCCUGGUGACACGCUCAGGUGGCACAGAGAGACCUUUUGUACUGUCCCGCGCAUUCUUCGCCGGGUCCCAGAGACUAGGAGCGGUGUGGAGCGGCGAUAACCUCGCUACCUGGGGUUACCUGAAGAUCUCAAUCCCCAUGUGUCUGUCCACAUGUGUAGCAGGGCUCUCCUUUUGUGGAGCCGACGUCGGCGGCUUUAUCCCUGAACCGGAUUUGGAGUUGCUGAUCCGGUGGUACCAGGCUGCCAGCCUGCAGCCGUUUUUCCGAGGUCACUCGUCGAUGAACACAAAACGCAGGGAGCCCUGGUUGUUUGAGGAGACUGCCACCAACACCAUACGACGUGUUAUUGAAGACAGGUACCGUUUGCUGCCUUAUUGGUACACGCUCUUCUACCGGGCACAUAUCCAUGGCCUUCCUGUGCUCAGAGCUUUAUGGAUGGAGUUCCCGAAGGAGCGCAGCAUCUUCAGCGUGGACCACCAGUACAUGCUUGGGGAUGCACUGAUGGCGUGUCCCGUCACGGAAGCCGCCGUUAGGGAGAUUCCAGUCAUCCUUCCCGGGGCAGAGCAGGUUUGGUAUGACGUUGAAUCUGCAGAAGCACUGCAAGGAGGCAAGACAAUAAGUGUUCCAGUAACUUUGGACACUAUUCCGGUGUACCAGCGAGGAGGCUCGGUGGUCUGCAGAGCGGCAGCCGUCGGGACUUGUACCGCCGACCUCCAGGAAAUGCCCCUGUCCAUUACGGUGGCUCUGGACUCUGAGGGCGGUGCCAAAGGUGAGGUGUACCUGGACGACGGCCACUCCUUCGCCUACCGCGACAAAAAGGAGUUCUGCCUGCGCUCGUUCCAUAUGCUCUCUGGACACCUGCGGUGCCGGGCGGCCGGGGAGGAAGAAAACUUUGACCGCCACACUACGGUGCAGUCGGUCACCGUCUUGGGGGUGAAGCGCAAACCGUCCUCGGUGGUCGUGCACGUGCCAGGGGCGGAGAGAAACCCGGCGGAGUUUGAGUACAACGAGGAGCGUCGCUCGCUCGCCCUGGACGGGUUGAAACUCAGCGUGGCGAAGGACUGGGACAUAGAAAUAUGUUGAUAGUAAUGCUGAG
Messenger RNA from Nerophis lumbriciformis (worm pipefish), 2608 nucleotides. RefSeq names its product glucosidase, alpha; neutral C (gene ganc). Lineage: Eukaryota; Metazoa; Chordata; Actinopteri; Syngnathiformes; Syngnathidae. Gene Ontology annotation, biological process: N-glycan processing; carbohydrate metabolic process. The record is from RefSeq and is a predicted model, not a curated record. Gene Ontology annotation, molecular function: carbohydrate binding; alpha-1,4-glucosidase activity.